Danaus chrysippus (African queen) is the source of this 1158-nucleotide messenger RNA. NCBI's taxonomy places the organism in Eukaryota, Metazoa, Arthropoda, Insecta, Lepidoptera, Nymphalidae. The record is from the annotation of a GenBank genome assembly.
AUGACUGAAGCUGAAAAAUCUCUACGCGUUCUUUUGGAUAAAAUUCUUGAUGAACGAGAUAUUAAGUCAAGAGAAAUAAACGUAAAAGAAAUAGAAACGAAUGGAGCAAAUUACACAUCAGCUCUUUUUUCUGUAAAAGUUCAAACACCGAAUGAGGAAUUAAAACUGUUUGCGAAGGUUGCUACAAUCGGCAAAGAGAUGAGGGCUGCGAUGAAUGCUGAGUGGAUGUUCGACACAGAAAGAUUCGUAUAUAACAAACUAGCACAUCUCUACAAUGAUAUACAAAAAGACUUAGACGACGAACACAAAUUUAUAUUUCCAGAAUAUUACGGAUGCAAUGAUGAAUUUGGCAAAGAGUCAAUAGUUAUGGAGAAUUUAGUUGAACAUGGUUACAAACCAUACAAUCGUUUUAAAUCAAUGGAUUGGCAACAUGCCGAGGCUAGCGUUAGGAAUCUGGCGAGAUUUCAUGCUCUGUCCUUUGCUUUAGAAAAAAAAGAUCCUGAAAUGUUUAAAAAAUUUACAGAUAAUAUGGAAUUUGAUAUGGUGAAGAAAGAUGACCCAUCAUCUAAAAGUAUGUUUGUGAAAAUGGCAGAAAAACCUCUUGAAAUAUUAAGUAACGACCAGAGGGAUCUAGUUAAAAAAUUUCUGGAUCAAGAAAAUCUCAUGACCAAGUAUACUAAACCAUUCGGCAGACCUGUUCUAUGUCACGGAGACUAUAGAUUAAGCAACAUAUUAUUUAAAAGGAAGGGUCAUGGUCUGAAGUUAAAGAUAGUGGAUUACCAGACGGUGUAUGCGGGAUGCCCUGUGGCGGACCUAGUAUACUUCAUAUUCCUCGGCAGCGACGAAAAUUUCCGCCGUUUAUUUUAUGAUAACCUAAUUAAUCAUUACUACAAGUGUCUACAAGAGGCCCUCGAAAGGUUGGCCGUAGAUCCAAUGGAAGUAUAUCCAAGGGAAAAAUUUGAUAGUGACUUAAAAGAGUUAUUACCUUACGCAUUGGUAAUCGCCGUGAUUGCCUUACCGGUAGUGACCGUCAAUCCUGAUUUAGCACCGAAAAUGGAGCACAAUGACUCAUCAGCCUUCGUGAUAGAACCGAACAAGUUGUUUGAAGAGAGAUUUAAGGGAAUCGUGAAUGAUGUGAUUAAAUUGGGAGCAAUAUAA